CACUCUCCUCCGACUUUAAGGAACUUCCUUUCCCGGCGGGCGCCGCGAACUCCUCCUCUUCUGCUUUACCUCCCUCCCGCCUUCUCUCGCUCUCCGUCGAGUAGUCAGUCGGGCAGCUGAGUGUUGGGGUGCUGAUCGCGUGCAGCAGGACUCUGCACAGCCAUGCCCGAGGUAGUGGAUACGUGCUCCUUGGCCUCCCCGGUGUCCGUCUGCCGGACCAAGCACCUGCACCUGCGCUGCAGCGUCGACUUUACUCGCCGGGUACUGACCGGGACCGCCGCACUCACCGUCCAGUCCCAGGAGGACAAUCUGCGCAGCCUGAUUCUGGAUACAAAGGACCUUACAAUAGAAAAAGUGGUCAUCAAUGGACAAGAAGUCAAAUAUGCUCUUGGAGAAAGACAAAGUUACAAAGGGUCACCAAUGGAAAUCUCUCUUCCUAUUGCUCUGUGCAAAAAUCAAGAAAUUGUUAUAGAAAUUUCUUUUGAGACAUCGCCAAAAUCUUCUGCUCUUCAGUGGCUCACUCCUGAACAAACUUCUGGGAAGAAACACCCCUAUCUCUUUAGUCAGUGCCAGGCAAUCCAUUGUAGAGCAAUUCUUCCUUGCCAGGACACUCCUUCUGUGAAAUUAACCUACAGUGCAGAGGUGUCUGUCCCUAAAGAACUGGUUGCACUUAUGAGUGCCAUUCGUGAUGGAGAAGCACCUGACCCAGAAGACACGAGCAGGAAGAUAUACAGAUUCAGCCAAAAAGUUCCGAUCCCCUGCUACUUGAUUGCUUUGGUUGUUGGAGCUUUAGAAAGCAGGCAGAUUGGCCCAAGGACAUUGGUAUGGUCUGAGAGAGAGCAGGUGGAAAAGUCUGCUUACGAAUUUUCUGAGACUGAAUCUAUGCUUAAAAUUGCAGAAGAUCUGGGAGGCCCAUAUAUUUGGGGGCAGUAUGACCUAUUGGUCCUGCCGCCAUCCUUCCCUUAUGGCGGCAUGGAACAUCCUUGCCUCACUUUUGUAACUCCUACUCUGCUGGCAGGUGACAAGUCACUCUCCAAUGUUAUUGCACAUGAAAUAUCUCAUAGUUGGACAGGAAAUCUAGUGACCAACAAAACUUGGGAUCACUUUUGGUUAAAUGAAGGACAUACUGUAUACUUGGAACGCCACAUUUGUGGACGGUUGUUUGGUGAAAAGUUCAGACAUUUUCAUGCUCUGGGAGGAUGGGGAGAACUCCAGAAUUCGAUAAAGACUUUUGGAGAGACACAUCCUUUCACCAAACUUGUGGUUGAUCUGACGAACGUAGACCCUGAUGUGGCUUAUUCUUCAGUUCCCUAUGAGAAGGGCUUUGCUUUACUCUUUUACCUUGAACAGCUUCUUGGAGGACCAGAGGUUUUCCUAGGAUUCUUAAAGGCUUAUGUUGAGAAAUUUUCCUACAAGAGCAUAACCACUGAUGACUGGAAGGAUUUCCUGUAUUCCCACUUCAAAGAUAAGGUUGAUAUUCUAAAUCAAGUUGAUUGGAACGCCUGGCUGUACUCUCCUGGACUUCCCCCUGUGAAGCCCAAUUAUGAUAUGACUCUGACAAAUGCUUGUAUUGCCUUAAGUCAAAGAUGGAUUACCGGCAAAGAAGAUGAUUUAAAUUCAUUCAGCUCAGCAGACCUAAAAGACUUCUCUUCUCAUCAGGUGAAUGAAUUUUUAGCACAGAUGCUCCAGAAAGCACCUCUUCCAUUGGGGCACAUAAAGCGAAUGCAAGAGGUGUACAACUUCAAUGCCAUUAACAAUUCUGAAAUACGAUUCAGAUGGUUACGACUCUGCAUUCAAUCGAAAUGGGAGGAAGCAAUUCCUUUGGCUCUAAAAAUGGCGACUGAACAAGGAAGAAUGAAGUUUACACGACCCUUAUUCAAGGACCUUGCUGCCUUUGACAAAUCCCACGAUCAAGCCAUCCGUACCUACCAAGAGCACAAGGCAUGUAUGCACCCCGUGACUGCCAUGCUUGUGGGAAAAGAUUUAAAAGUGGAUUAAGGACCUGUCCAUUGCUGAUUUCAGACUUUUCUCUUUUUAAAAUUGAAUUCAUAAUGAAAUACAAAAUUUCAGCUCACAUUGUAACUAAAAAUGUCUUUUUAGUUUUGGCUUUUUAUUGUUUGGUCAGUGAUUUUUUUUUUUUUUUUCAUAAAUAAAGCUGAUCUAUCUCCCCUCCUAC
Physeter macrocephalus (sperm whale) is the source of this 2176-nucleotide messenger RNA. RefSeq names its product leukotriene A4 hydrolase (gene LTA4H). Gene Ontology annotation, molecular function: epoxide hydrolase activity; aminopeptidase activity; leukotriene-A4 hydrolase activity. The transcript has 19 exons. Gene Ontology annotation, biological process: peptide catabolic process; proteolysis; leukotriene biosynthetic process. NCBI's taxonomy places the organism in Eukaryota, Metazoa, Chordata, Mammalia, Artiodactyla, Physeteridae. Gene Ontology annotation, cellular component: nucleus; cytosol. The coding region runs from base 163 to 1998 and encodes 611 amino acids. The record is from RefSeq and is a predicted model, not a curated record.